AUGCCAGGCAGAGAGAUGGAGAAAGCAGCUUUGCAGGACCCCUUUUCCAGCAGCGUGGCCACCUCUGUGCGGACGGCCUCAUACCACUCGCAGCCGUCCGACAGACAGCCAGGCCGGCGCCAGCAGUUCAAGUCGUACCGACUGAACGGCGAGUAUGAGCGGCCGUGGCUGGGGGACAGCCGCCUGAAGAGAUCGCGCGUUGGCUCCUACAUCAUCUGGGGCUUCAUCGGGCUGGGGCUGGCCCUCAGUGCGUACAUCAACUUCACCGUCACCCAGAAGGUGUCGAAGCACCAGGCAGGUUACAUACAUACAUACAUGUUCAUUACUUGGUUAAUUGCUUACUGCCUUAUACUGGACGAUCAGUUCUCUUCGCUCAAUGAAGCCACAUGGAACCGUGAGGUCCAGAUCGGGGGAUUCGGGACCGGAGCCUUUGACUGGACUACGACGGACGAGAAGAAUGCGUUUGUCGACGGCGAGGGCCUGCAUAUCGUCCCUACGCUGACGACAGAGUCGACCUCGAUCACCCCCGAGCAGCUGGUCGACGGCUACACACUGAACUUGACCAAGGCUGGCGGCGACGGGUCCUGCACAGGAACAUCCAACGCUGCCUGUUCGAUCCGCUCGAACAAGACGACAGGGGCCAUCAUCCCGCCAGUCCGGUCAGCGCGGCUUAACACCCGGGGAAAGAAGAGCAUCCGCUACGGGCGAGUGGAGGUUGUAGCGAAGAUGCCGCGCGGAGAAUGGCUUUGGCCAGCCAUCUGGAUGCUGCCGGUCAACGAGACAUACGGGCCCUGGCCAUCGAGCGGCGAGAUCGACCUCGUAGAGACUCGCGGGAAUGACGUUGACUAUCCCGCUGGUGGCAGAGACAUCAUGUCUAGCUCCUUGCACUGGGGACCAACGCCGGAGACGGAUUCGUUCUGGCGGUCGACGAGAGGCAGGGCACUGCGGCGGACUGACUUCUCCAAGGGCUUCCAUACCUUCGGCAUUGAGUGGUCGAAGGACUACCUGUUCACCUACAUUGACAGCCCGUUGCAACAGGUCCUGUUCUGGAGCUUCGACAAGGACCAGACCAUGUGGCAGAAGGGCCACUAUGAGGGCGUGGCCGUCAACUCCUCGCUGGUCAAAGAUCCCUGGUCUCAGACAGGCAAUCCAAACACCCCCUUCGACCAGCCUUUCUUCCUCAUCCUCAACGUCGCCGUGGGCAGCACAAACGGCUGGUUCCCUGACGGCAAAGGCGGCAAGCCGUGGACUGACGUCGGCCAGGCAGCCUCAGACUUUUACUCCAGUACGUAA
Messenger RNA from Trichophyton benhamiae CBS 112371, 1293 nucleotides. RefSeq lists its product as uncharacterized. The transcript is spliced from 5 exons. NCBI's taxonomy places the organism in Eukaryota, Fungi, Ascomycota, Eurotiomycetes, Onygenales, Arthrodermataceae. Bases 1 to 1293 code for a protein of 430 amino acids. Gene Ontology annotation, molecular function: hydrolase activity, hydrolyzing O-glycosyl compounds. The record is from RefSeq and is a predicted model, not a curated record. Gene Ontology annotation, biological process: carbohydrate metabolic process.